Amborella trichopoda is the source of this 1564-nucleotide messenger RNA. RefSeq lists its product as uncharacterized. The record is from RefSeq and is a predicted model, not a curated record. NCBI's taxonomy places the organism in Eukaryota, Viridiplantae, Streptophyta, Magnoliopsida, Amborellales, Amborellaceae.
UUGGUCAUCCGCGUUGCGACUCAAGCUUGGAAAACGUCUUCUUCUCCGCUCAAAAUAAAACCCUAAAUAUUUCCACCUUCCAAAGAUGGACACGUGGCAGCAGCCCACAUUGGCGCCAUGGAUUUCCUUCGUCUCUUAAAGCAGCGGCGACACACAUCGAAGCUUCUCUCUCUCUCUACUCUCUCUCUCUCUAGCCCGGGCACACGUUCCUUACCUAUCUCUGUUUCUUUCUCAUGUUGGGUGAUCUCUUUUGCUUUUCCAUGUGCUUCUCUCUCUAGUUUGGGGUAGUUUCUUCUUGCUUUUUCGAAGAAAAGCACCAUUGUUGAAAUGGGUUCUAACUCAUUUUUUUGUAGCAGCGAUGAGGCUGCAGUUGCAGAGAUUCUGGUGGAUUUCAUUCACCAUUUGUGGGGUGAGAGAAAGAAGAGCCAUAAUCAUGCUGGAAAGCAGUCGUGGUUUUGUUGGGGCGCUAAAAAGCGGCGCUCUGCACUUUCUUUCUCUACUGAUUCUUCUUCCCCUCUGCGCUACUGUAAUGGUUGGGAAGGGUCUUCUCAGAGGAUGAAGAUACGGAGCCCUUCGAGCCCGCUCUCUCCUCCACUUUCUCUCUCUCAAAGUGGGAGUGAGACCGUUGAUGCAGGGUUCGCUCCUUUGAAACCCAAGCGACCAAGGAAGAGAGGAUCUAAGAAGAAGUCUCACAAGGAGUUGAAGGAGAUGGUGGCCCAGUUAUUGGCAGAGCAGCAAAAACUCAAACUGGAUAUUGUGAAAUUCAAAGAACUUAGUGAGAGGUUAAGCCGUUUGAAUUCACAGCUGAAAGAUUGGCAUACAGGGGUGAGCAAGUUUGAACCUGAAGGACUCUCGACCAUGGAGCCUGAACCCGAAGCACUCUUCAGCAUGGAUUUGAAUUCAUGUAGAGGCCUUGAUGUUGCCGAAGAAUUAGAGGCCUCUGUCAUGGACCCGUCGUCAUCAUCAUCUCACUUACAUCUAUUUCCAAUGGAUAACCACAUCACUGAGGCCAAGCCUAUUGAGAGGCCAGCCUCCCCUGUUUCUUCCUCGCUAGAGGAGAAGAGCUUUUGUGGCUCAAGGCCUGAGAAAAUGCUCUGCAAUUUCGCUGGACGAGAAAUUAACACUGUUGCAGAUGAAACUCUCAGUCUUAACAUUAGUUUCCAUUACUUGGAGGUAACAAACAAGGCAGCCAUUGCCGCUCAGGCGAGGAGGAGAAGGAUUGAUAUCAACAGAGUAAAGAAUUCGUUGAGCCAAAAGCCUCGUUCGAGGUGAUAUAAGUGUGCCCAUUUUAUUUUCUACCUAUUCUUCCUUUUCUUAUAUGUUUAUCUGAUCAAGAAGGUAGGCUUCUAUCAUACAUUUAUCUGAUCAAGAAGAAAGGUUUGUAGUUGAUGCUUUCACAGGGUCACCAAGUAGGGGUAGAAUUAGCCCUCAAAUGAGGAUUUCAGAGGUGAGGAUCAUUCUUUGCGGUUCUUCUUUCUAUUUGAUGCUAAAUGUAUCAGUUCAUUAUAAACAACUUUUGUGCUCCAUGGUUAUUAGUUGGCAAGCAUUUUGCUUUUUCAUCUUU